GCAACUUUGGCACUCACGCACACUCGGCCAGUUAACAAUCUUUUUUACUUUUUGUCCACACAGAUGUGCUGUUAAACUUUAUUAACUUUGCGACAGACCCAGCGGCCGUAACGUUUCGAAUGUAUUCAAUUAAAGAUAGUCAUUAAAUUGGACAAUUGAAAGCGACGCAAAAAUGAUGUAAAGGAAAACUCUCAAGUAGCUUUCGUGCGUGUGCGAGUGGUGCGUGAGUGUGUGUGUGUGUGUGUGGAAAUUAACGUAGUGUGAAGAAGAGUGGCGAAGGAAAAGCGACAAUUGCAGUCCAAGGCGAACAACAAAAGCAACUACUACUGAAGGUUGUCCAACCCCCCGUUGCCCCCUGCCCCACUGCCGCCAUUGGCGGAGGACAACAGAAAAAGGAGUGCAAGGUCCAGAGGUCCCUGAGGAAACCAUGGAGGAGAAACGCAUUGCCGACUAUUUUGUGGUCGCCGGCAUGCCGGAACAGCCUCAGCUGCUGCAGGAGAACAUCUUCAAUGACUCGGGCCGGCUGAGGGCGGCGAGCACCAUUGAGCCCAUCACGGACAUUGGCGUCUUCUUUCCCCUCCUGGGCGAGGAGAUACCCGAGGGCUUUGAGCUUCUGGCGCACACGCCCACCGGUUUGCCGGCCAACCUUAAUCAUGGAUCGGUGCGCACCACCGAGUGCUACAUCUACUUUCGGCGGGGCAAGGAUCGUCCCCCGCUGGUGGAUAUAGGAGUUCUUUACGAUGGCCACGAACGCAUCAUGUCGGACGCUGAAAUCGUGGCCGAAACUCCUGGCGGCCGGGUGGCCAAUGUCAACAACUCAUCGGCCAAGACCUUCCUCACGUAUCGACGCGCUCGGGCCGAUAUGCCCUGCAACGAGCUGGUGGUCACCGAACUCUGCGUCAUCGUCCAGAGCAAGGGGGAACGGGCACCGCAUGCCUUCUGUUUGAUCUACAAGACGCUGAACAAGGGCUAUGUGGGCAGCGAUGUGUAUUUGUGCUACAAGAAGUCCAUGUACCGGCCGAAGCACAUCAGCUACAAGCCGGAGAUCCUGCUGCGCUAUCCCACCGUCGAUCACAACGAUUUCCCGCUGAAUCUGUGCCCCAGCGUUCCGCUCUUCUGCCUGCCGAUGGGUGCCUCCCUGGAGGCCUGGCCACAUGUCAACGGAACGGAGAAGCGAAAGCCCAUUAGUCCGGUGUUUAGUACCUUUGUGCUGACGGUGAACGAUGGCACCUACAAGGUGUACGGAUCGGCGCUUACCUUCUACGAGGAUUACGACGAGUCCCAGUUGUCGGAGGAUCAGAAGGAGCUGCUCGGUUGGGAUGAGACCUUUGGGGCCCAGCACUCGCUGCACAUGAUCAAGGCGAUUUGCCUGCUGUCGCAUCAUCCCUUUGGCGACACCUUCGACAAGUGGCUGAAGUACCUUCACCGCAUGGUAUUGUAUGGCGUCAAUAUACCCAUUCCCGUGGAGCGUUAUAUAACGCAGCUAUUGGACGAGGUGCCAUUUCCGGCGCCAAGUAUUCACCUGCAGCUGUCCAGCGAGUCGAAUGAUCGCAUUCUGCUCACGCAGCCGGAAGAUUCGCCGCUGCCAAGAAGCGGCGCUGGCUUUCACAUGCUACUCCAAAACCUGGGCACCGACAACUGCCUGCAUGUGCUCCUGCUGGCCCUCACCGAACAGAAGAUACUCAUCCACUCGCUCAGGCCUGCCACCUUGACGGCCGUGGCCGAGGCCAUUGUUUCGCUGCUGUUCCCCUUCAAGUGGCAGUGUCCGUACAUACCGCUCUGUCCCCUUGGCCUGGCCGAGGUGCUGCACGCCCCAUUGCCGUACUUGAUUGGCGUGGACUCGCGCUUCUUCGAUCUGUAUGAGCCGCCCACGGAUGUGACCUGCAUUGAUCUGGACACGAACAAUAUAAGCUUGUGCGAAUCGCAGCGUCACUUGUCGCCAAAGCUGCUGCCCAAACGGGCUGCCCGCCUGCUCCGCCAUACCCUGACCGAGCUGGAGAACGCCAAGCCCAUCAGCUACGACUCAACGAAUAGCCUGGAUCGGGACAUUAGGAAGCGAAAGCGGGAACUGGUGCUGGAGCAGCGCAUUCAGGAGGCCUUCCUGCUGUUUAUGGCCAGCAUUUUGCGCGGCUAUAGGGACUUUCUGGUGCCCAUUUCCAAGGCCCCUUCGGUGGGGGCCACCGAUCCGAGUGCCCUCUUCCAGCUGAAGGCCUUCCUCCGGUCACGGGAUAAGUCCUACCAGAAGUUCUUUGAGCUACUGAUGAAGACCCAGAUGUUCAUCCGGUUCAUCGAGGAGCGCUCCUUCGUCUCGGACGGCGACCAUGGGCUGAGCUUCUUCGACGAGUGCGCGGAAAAGGUGGGCAACUACGAUGAGACGCCGGCGCAACUGCAUCUGGUGGACUGGGAUACGGGCCAGAAUAGUGAGCGCACCAAGUAUAUCUUUCCGCCGGAUGGCGGCGUUACACCAGGACCGCACGAGGAGCCGGCCUACAACUAUGAGAACUUUACUCUGCAGCCGCAGCUAUUGGAGGGCACCAAGAAGACGGCUCUGUCCAAGUUCCUGCAGCUGCAGCUGAACGCCUCGCUGUCGCCAGGAUCGCCAAUUGCCCGACGGACCAAGCACGAGAUCAAGCUGUCCCAGAAGAUGGCCAGCCGGUGUCAGCAGCAUCCAGAGGCAUGGUCCAAGUACCUGCUGGCCACCUGCUAUUCGCUGUACUUCCUCAUCCUGCCCUCGAUGGUGCUGGAUACGCGGCAUGCGGGCAAGGAGCCGGACAUAUUGCGCGCGGCGUACGAUGUCCUGGUGCGGGCCAGUCGGCUGAAGAUUACCUGCGAUGAGUUCUGCUACCGGAUCAUGAUGCAGCUCUGCGGCAUCCACAAUCUGCCCGUCCUGGCCGUGCGCCUGCACUACCUGAUGAAGCGAUCGGGCGUCCAGGCGAAUGCCCUCACCUAUGGCUUCUACAAUCGCUGCGUGCUGGAGUCCCAGUGGCCGAGUGACAGCACCACGCUGAGCCAGAUCCGUUGGAAUCGCAUCAAGAACGUGGUUCUGGGAGCGGCGCAGUUCCGGAGAGCUGGCAAGCGGCGGGCAGCAGCCAAGGUGAGCAAGUCGCUGAGCGCCUCGGAGGAUCAGAAUCUUAGCACUCUGGAGACAGUGGACGGUCAGUCGCGUAGCAGCCUGGCCUCCUCGGGCGGCGGCGAUGGUACUGGCGGUGGCGGUGGCCACGGACUGCUCGACUUUGCCGCCUUCGAUCGGCUGCGCAACAAGCUGGGUAGCAUUGUCCGCCAGACGGUGACGGGGGGCAGCAAUGAUGCCAUGCUGCCCACGGAUGUCGGCGAGCCGAAUGCUCCGCAUGCAGCCACGCCCACCUAUGGCGGCGACACUGAUAUCCUGGCAAAGGCCCUGCAGCAGCAGCAGCCGCGCAAGCAAAUUAUGAGCAUCGGUGGCGGCGACGACGACGACGACGAAGAAGAAGAGGACGAGGAGGACGAUGAUGAGUACACGGCGGGAUCGCCCAGCACAUCGCCACAGAAGCAACAGGAGACGGGCUCCCAUGAGCUGCAGUUUAGUGGCGGUGGCGACUAUGAGGCCGAUGAGGAGGAUGACGAUGCGGAAGCGCAGGAUGACGAUGAUCGUGUGGCCGCCUCCCAGCGCCCCAGACAGCAGCGGGUCCAGAGUCCAACCAAGAUAUCACCGCGUACCCCCGUCACCCAGAACGAUCCGCUGGGUGCCCUCAAUGAGGAGGAGUCAGCAGCAGGAACUGGCGCCACACCUGCUGCUGCUGCUGCUGCCGAGGAGCAACAGGAGCAUCAGCCAAGGCAGGUGGACAGCAGCCUGUACAGCGACAAGCCGAUACUCUUCCGCGGCCAGAGGAGUGCCACUUUUGACGAGUCGACACAGAUUGGGAAGAGCAUGCACCGGUCGGAGACGAUGCCGGUGGCCAGCAGCGGGGUGACCCACAGUCUGGCCAAUAUCGGAUCCUCGCUGAAGUUCACAUUUGGACGUUAUUCACCCGCACGAUUGUCCCUUAAGAAAGACUUGAAAUUGCCCGCCAAUAUUAUAGAAAACAUAUCGAGCAUAAGUCCCAGCUUGACGGGCAAAAAGUCGAACGAGCUCAUCCAGGGCAGCCUGAGCAGCAUCAAGUAUGCCGCCAACUCGCUGACCAAGAAGUUCGAUGAGAUUAAGGGCGCCAUAUCGGCCAACUCGACGCCGACAAAGACGAACAAUGGGCAACAUCAGCAUCAGCAGCAGCAUCAUCAUCACCACCCGCACCAUCAUCAUCAUCACCAUCAUCUGCAUCAGCAGCAUGGCAAUCCGGAGCUGGAGGAGCAUGAUGCUGCUGCUGUUCCUUCCUCAGCCGUUCACGAGGAUGGCAAGCUGCGGCGGGUGUCAAGUGAUUUGGAUCCCUGGGGCAGGCUCAGCGAGUCGCGCAAGUCUAGCUACAACAACCUGGUGCCGCUGGGCGAGAACACAUCCAGCGGGGCCCUGCACAUGCACGCCUUUCCCGCGCUGCCCGACAAUCUCUACAGUGUGACAGGAGAGAAUGCCGCGGACAGGGACUGCGAUGUGUUGAUUCAGCUGACGACGUGCUCACAGUGCCACAACUGCUCGGUGCUCGUCUACGACGAGGAGAUCAUGAGCGGGUGGACGGCGGAGGACUCUAACCUGAAUACCACCUGCCAUGCCUGCAACAAGCUCACGGUGCCCUUCCUCAGCGUGCAGAUCGAACGGCAGGAGGCGGAGGCGGAGGUGGAGGCGGACCAGCUGGAGGGCAGCAGCUCCAAGGAUCAAAACGGAACUAGCAGCAGUAGCAGCAGCCUGACAGUGCCGUAUCUAAAUCCCCUGGUGCUGCGCAAGGAGCUGGAGAACAUACUCACCCAGGAAGGCGACAUGGCGCUCAUCAAGCCCGCCUUUGUCGAGGAGCACCCCAUUAUAUAUUGGAAUCUGCUCUGGCUUAUGGAGCGGAUCGAGGGCAAGACGCACCUGCCGGAGUUAUGUCUGCCCGUGCCGAGCGACAAGGAGCAGCUGGAUCCGCUGAGCAAGGUGAAGACAGUGCACAUCCAGUGCCUGUGGGACAAUCUCAGUCUGCAUAGCGAGGCCAGCGGCCCGCCCAUGUACAUACUGUACCGGGAGGUACAGCCGACGAGCCUGUUUGCCGAUCAGCAGGCGCAGCUCAACAAGAAUGUCAUUCAGCAAAUCAUUUCGGCCAUUCGAUGCAACGAUUUGGCCACUCCCCUGAAACGCUUGGCCAACGAGCGGCACAAGCUCAAGAGCGAUGGCGUGGAAAGAUCGCACUCCUUCUAUCGCGACAUCCUCUUCCUGGCCCUGACCGCCAUCGGCCGGACGAACGUGGAUCUGGCCACAUUCCAUCGCGAGUAUGCGGCCGUCUUUGACAAGCUAACAGAGCGGGAGUGCAAUAUGUAUUAUCGCAACCAGGAUCUGCCGCCCUCGGCCUCGACCAUCUUCUGUCGCGCCUACUUCCGGCCUCUACUGCUGCCCUGACGCUGUCCGGCUGACGAGGAAAUGAAGGAGGAAUGAAUCGGGAAAGCUAGAAAAUAUGGAGGCACAGCGAAACUUAAAAAGACAAGACAAUGGCAGAGACCAAAAAGAAAAGAAAGAAAGAAAAAGGAAAAGAAAAAGAGGGAAAACUUGAACGAGAACCGAAACGCUUAUCAGAAACCUUUCUAAAGUAAAUAGCCGGGGGUGACAAUUCAGGCACCAUUUUUCCUUGGGAACAAAAGUUAAUACAUCAAAUGUUGCUUAAACUACACUUUUUUUUAAAAGAGAACUUACUUACAUACCUUCUUGUAUAAAUGGUAGAAACAAAAAGAAAACUAUUGGUUUCUAAGGAAAAAUACGAACGAAACAAGAACCCUCAGAGUAAUUAGUAUUUUUUGUAUUUUACGUGACAUGUGUAAAUAUGAUGGUAACGAAAUGAUUUUAUUGUUUAAGUACUCCUGACUUGAUUUCUACGAGGAAAUAAUAACCGAUUAUAAACACA
This is a messenger RNA of Drosophila kikkawai, 5996 nucleotides long. It is a transcript of the gene Crag, whose product is annotated as DENN domain-containing protein Crag. NCBI's taxonomy places the organism in Eukaryota, Metazoa, Arthropoda, Insecta, Diptera, Drosophilidae. The record is from RefSeq and is a predicted model, not a curated record. Gene Ontology annotation, biological process: regulation of Rab protein signal transduction. Gene Ontology annotation, cellular component: cytoplasmic vesicle.